AUGGUAUGGGCCGGAGACGACAACUGGAUUGACGUUUCUCAGCGUCAGCCUAAUGAUAAAAGUGCACACAACCCAGAAAAACAUAGGCUUCUUGCUGAGUUAAGAUCAUAUUCAUCAUCUGGAGCUUCAACAUCUUCAUUUUCUACAAGUACUAGUAGUAUUGGAGGAGAUCAAGUGAAGAUCAAGAUUAGUAAGAAAGAGCUGGAGGAGUUGGUGGUUAAAGGAGGAGGAAACAUGCAGGGUCUUUCGUCUGUGGAACAGCUAUUAACUUGGGUCAUGAUCAACGGCCGUGAUGGUCAUGAUCUGUACUAUGAUGGUCGUGAUGAGAUGAACCGUCAACGGCCCUGGAGGCCUGUUCUCCAAAGUAUUCCGGAAGUUAAUUAA
Malus domestica (apple) is the source of this 384-nucleotide messenger RNA. RefSeq lists its product as uncharacterized. The record is from RefSeq and is a predicted model, not a curated record. NCBI's taxonomy places the organism in Eukaryota, Viridiplantae, Streptophyta, Magnoliopsida, Rosales, Rosaceae.